CGGCGGUACGUACACGGUCCCGAGACACGUUAUGUCACAGAAUCGCGCGCACCCUCGUGCCGACAGCAGCAGCUUCGUCGGCUCGUACCAACGGGAUUCCUCGAAUCCUCGUGUCACGGCAUUUGACAUGCGGCGCGGCGAGUCGAGGCGCUUUUGAGACUUGCUGCUCGCGACACUCGAAGCUUUACAAAGCCGGCUGAGCUUGGUUUCGCCUCCUUCUCCACGUGCUUGCGCUGCCACGCUCCAUCUCGCUCGCACUCACCAGUCCCCCGUCUUGUUUACCAAUGCCACUUGCCGUGGGCUGAGCUGCUUACCUGGUGAGUAUUUUGCAAUCGAUCGGUUCCAAAUACAGGUAUAAUUCUUUUAACGCACGCAUAUACAUAAACAGGCAUAGACCUACGAGCAGGUAAUUUAUACUAUAUUAUCAAGAAUAAAACUAUCGACUUCAAUUGUAAUUCUAUAUUUAUAAUAAUUUGGUAGGUUUGGAAAAUGUCGCAGUUAGUCUUAGGAAUAGAUGUAGGUACAACGUCUGUCAAAGUCGUAAUUGUUCAAAAGCAGACUCAAGCCAUUUUAGCCAAUCAAUCAAAGGACACGCAGGCUAACGUUCCAAGUGAUUUGGGAAUUGAAGGGAAUAAACAGGAUGUGCCAAAGAUACUCUCGGCUCUCCAUAAUUGCUUAUCUCGCCUCCCAAAAGACCUACUACGACAGGUUGGAAGUAUUGGCAUAUGUGGCCAAAUGCACGGUGUUACGCUAUGGAAAUUACCAAACGAAUGUUCCUAUAAAGAAAAUGGAGAAUUUAAGCUUGACAUCGAUAAAGAUAAAGUGUCGAAUUUGUAUACAUGGCAAGAUGGGCGUUGCGACACUGACUUUUUAAAGUCUUUGCCAAAAUCGAAAAGCCAUCUAGCCGUUCAUACUGGUUACGGCUGUGCCACACUAUUUUGGUUUGCCAAAAACAAGCCAGAGAAAUUAAAAAAAUAUGAUAAAUGCGGCACGAUGCAGGAUUUGGUAGUUAGCCUACUAUCCGCAAACGACGAUGUUAAAAUGAGUACUCAGAACGCGGCCAGUUGGGGAUACUUUUUAACGGAGACAAAUCAAUGGGAUAACGAUGCAUUAUCGUCCGGUGGCUUUCCUUUCCAUCUUCUGCCCGCCGAGAUCCUAAUGCCCGGGCAAACAGCCGGGACUUUGGCUCACACCUGGUUUGGAAUACCUGCCGGCACCACAAUAGGAGUUGCUCUAGGGGACUUGCAAAGUUCAGUAUUUGCGCUAUUAAAACAACCAACCGACGCCGUUCUCAACAUUUCAACCUCAGCUCAACUCGCCUUCGUGCGCCCGACAUUCAAGCCAGAAACCAAUAGCGAAUUACAGAAAAUAGAGUAUUUUCCGUACUUUGGAGACAAGUAUUUGGCUGUAGCGGCAUCUUUAAACGGGGGAAAUACAUUAGCCACAUUCGUAAAAUCUUUACAGCAAUGGACACUAGAAUUGGGUUUCUCAGUUCCUCAAUCCAAAGUCUGGAAUAAAUUAAUCGCUCUCGGUACUGAUGACUCUUCAAUCAGUGAUAUGACAAUAAUUCCAACAUUAUUAGGAGAACGUUACGAUCCAGAUCAAACAGCCAGCGUUACUGGCAUAACACUCGACACUUUAAAUCUGGGAAAUAUAUUCCGAGCUUUAUGCUCAGGAAUCAUAAAGAAUCUUCACGACAUGAUAUCGAGAGACGAACUAAAGUCUGCGGGAAUCACUCGCAUUGUUGGUAAUGGCUCGGGACUCGUUCGUAAUCCCGUGUUACAAAAGGAGGUGUCGCACUGGUACAACUUACCCUUGGAAUUUGGAAACACCGGGGAUGCGGCUCUUGGGGCAGCUCUUGCAACUAUCGAGAGCAACUUGGAUCGCUAAUUUAACGAUAAUUUAACGAUAAAAUUCAGAUAGAAUAGGGUUUUUCGUACGACAUAUUAACUUACAUUUAAAGUCUGUGUGGUAGUUUGCAGAU
This is a messenger RNA of Ceratosolen solmsi marchali, 1984 nucleotides long. Its product is annotated as sedoheptulokinase-like. The coding region runs from base 490 to 1890 and encodes 466 amino acids. Lineage: Eukaryota; Metazoa; Arthropoda; Insecta; Hymenoptera; Agaonidae. The record is from RefSeq and is a predicted model, not a curated record. The transcript is spliced from 8 exons. Gene Ontology annotation, molecular function: sedoheptulokinase activity. Gene Ontology annotation, biological process: glycerol metabolic process; phosphorylation. Gene Ontology annotation, cellular component: cytosol.